AUGUACCAUCAAAUUCCUUAUAUCCUUUGUUAUGCAGCUGGUGGAAAUAAGCUCCAAUUCUUUGCUAUUAAAGCACAAGAUAUUACAACAAUCAGUCCAUGUUGUGAUUUAUCAAACACUGCUUCAGAACUCAAGAUAUCAUUGUCAAUAGAUGAUAAUGACUUAAAUUUAUUGUAUGAAAAAUUAAUACCACAAUUUGCUUUAAAAAGUAAACAAAAAUUUGGGAAAAAAGUGGUGGUAAAAAGGCUUGAUUUAAACUGUGCUAUUACCAGGUCAACUACAGUCUUAGAGGAAUCAGCACAUCAUAAAAAAAAAUUUGAUCCAACAUUUAUAGAAAAUAAACCAGAUUUUUCAGUUUAUAAUAUGUUCAAAGAGUCUAAUAAUAUUCUUUUAGUGAUGGAAGUAAAACCUCCUGUAAAGUCUAAUACAAAUCCAUUAUUCAGUGAUCUAAGAAAACUUGGCAAUGAGAUGAAAGAUAUAAUAGACAAGUGCAUAGAAGAUGGCAUUUAUGAUGAUAG
Entrophospora candida is the source of this 518-nucleotide messenger RNA. The record is from the annotation of a GenBank genome assembly. Lineage: Eukaryota; Fungi; Glomeromycota; Glomeromycetes; Entrophosporales; Entrophosporaceae.